Molecule: messenger RNA, 587 nt
Organism: Cryptotermes secundus
Lineage: Eukaryota; Metazoa; Arthropoda; Insecta; Blattodea; Kalotermitidae
Exons: 6
Coding region: 32-490 (152 amino acids)
Source: RefSeq, a predicted model, not a curated record
UUGGAUUGAGAUAAAGCGAGUAAAGGAGACGAUGAAGGAAAUAGACGAACGCAGUGAUGAGAUGCAAAGUCACAUUGAGUCAUUGGUGACCGUAAUAAAGGCGGCAGAAGUACGCCGUGAGCAGCUAUGCCAUAAAGUGAUUUCACUGACAAAAUCAGCGAAGGAGGCAAGAAAACGCCGUGUGAAAUUACGGAGAGAGAUAUACUCAAUACAGGAAUUGAUUCUGGAGAAUGCGUACAGGGCUAAUCUGGAAGAGGUGGAACGCUGUAUAGAAUAUGUGAAUUCCUUCAACGAGAACAUGGCUGUCACUGAAGGAGAAAACGAGAAAUCUAGCGAACUUCCAAAGACCAAGAGCAGGAUUCCUGUGAAGUCAGCCCCCACCGUUCUGCAGUCCAAGGUUAAAAGUUUCAGCAAUAUCAGCCACAACCCUAGUGGGGGAAAGAGCAGGAUUCCUGUGAAGUCAGCCCCAAACGUUCUGCAGUCAAGGUGAAAAGUUUCAGCAAUAUCUGUCACAAGAAUUGUUGGGGAAAUGUGAAGAUAGUACACCGGAAGUUCGACUACAGCAACGUGCAGGCCAAGGUCAACAC